AAGGGAUCACUGUUUUCUAGAUUUUAAUAUUGCAAGUGCAAUUGAUAGCUAGACUGUGUUACUAUUUAUUCAAAUAUUCAAAACAACUUUCACUUUCGGUUUUAAACUAACAAUGGACGAAAUACUGUCACGCGUGUUGAAUGAUAUUGGGUUUGUAAAACCACUAAAAGAUUGCCAGAAAGAGUGUUUGACGCAUGUUUUGUGUAAACGUGAUGUACUGGCUAUUUUGCCUACAGGGUAUGGGAAAAGUUUAAUUUUUCAAGUGGCACCAUUUGCGUUAAAAGUCAAGUAUAAUCUGGUUUCUUCAGUAUGCAUAAUUUUGACACCCUUGAACAGCAUCAUGAUGGACCAGAUUAAUUCAUUGAAAAAACAAGGAAUAGAUGCAUGCUGGUUAGAUUUUGAUUGUCAAAGUGGCCAGGCCCUAGCCGACGAUAUUUCUGAUGAUGAGGAGGACACAGUUCCACAGGGUCAAGGUGUUGUUAUUAAUGUGCCUUUAGAGGACAUCAUUACAGGAAAAUUCACUUUGGUAUAUGCUCACCCAGAGGCGCUUCUCAGCACCGGUAAAGGGACAUACUUAUUAAGUGCAAUGGAACGAAAGAGCAUUAUUUCAUGCAUAGCUAUUGAUGAAGCACACAUGAUACUUGAAUGGGGGAAUGAUUUUCGUAAAGAUUUCAGCAAGAUUGGUUCAGAUAUCCUGGCAAGGUUUACAGACAUUCCUGUUAUGGUUUUCACUGCUACGGCUUCCCCUGAUGCCCAGACAAAAAUCUGCAAGAGUCUUCAACUAAAGAAUCCUAAAAUAGUGUCUAUGAACCCUGACAGAACAAACAUAAAAUACACAAAGAUAGAAAGACCUCCAUCCUCAAACACUCAGGAUCAUUUAGAUGAGAUCCUUGAACCUAUGGUAAACCAGCUGUUAGAAGAGAAAGACAAUUAUCCACUAACUAUAUUUUACACUGACACCAAUGUUAUCAGUUAUGCAUAUGCAUAUUUUGAAAAAAAAAUGGGAAAAUUCCAGUACUUGGCAGAAAACAUCCCAGAAAAUAGACUUUUUGCUCAAUACCAUACAAACUACACUGAAAAGAUGAAAAAAUUCAUUGUUCAAGAAUUAGGAAAAGAAAAACCAAAGAUGAGAGUUGUUUUCGCUACUGUGGCAUUAGGCAUGGGACUUAAUGCACCACACAUAAGGGUUGUUAUCCACUACAAGCCUCCUACAUCAAUAGAAAAAUACUUCCAAGAAACUGGAAGGGCUGGUAGAGAUGGCCUCCCUAGUAAAGCCAUUCUGUACUAUAACAAUACAGACAUUCGUAAAAAUAGACCAGGAAUUCAACAAAAUAUCAUAGAGUACUGUAAAAAUGACUCAAAUUGUUUAAGAGAAGUUAUGCUGAAAACAUUUGCAGUCAAAAAGAGUGAAAAUAUUGAAGAUUGUUGCUGCAUUUGUGAUAAGGAUAAGUGAUUGUGAAUAAUUACCUCAAGU
This is a messenger RNA of Ruditapes philippinarum (Manila clam), 1474 nucleotides long. Its product is annotated as ATP-dependent DNA helicase RecQ-like. Lineage: Eukaryota; Metazoa; Mollusca; Bivalvia; Venerida; Veneridae. The transcript is spliced from 2 exons. Gene Ontology annotation, cellular component: nucleus; chromosome; cytoplasm. The record is from RefSeq and is a predicted model, not a curated record. Gene Ontology annotation, biological process: double-strand break repair via homologous recombination. Gene Ontology annotation, molecular function: 3'-5' DNA helicase activity; nucleic acid binding; four-way junction helicase activity. Bases 113 to 1453 code for a protein of 446 amino acids.